Molecule: messenger RNA, 1091 nt
Organism: Octopus sinensis (East Asian common octopus)
Lineage: Eukaryota; Metazoa; Mollusca; Cephalopoda; Octopoda; Octopodidae
Product: RIB43A-like with coiled-coils protein 2
Exons: 5
Coding region: 1-1077 (358 amino acids)
Source: RefSeq, a predicted model, not a curated record
AUGUUUAAAUUUGAUGUCCCUUUGGACAAAAAAGAAUCUGCUUAUAUUGAACGACGACGCCGACUUGAAGAGGAACGCAAAGCAAGAAUUUUCAACUCUAAAUAUAGGACAAUAGGAUUCAAUUUCUGUAUAGUUAUUUUAGUGAAUGACCUGUUAUACAAUUGUAAAAUUUCUCAAAUUUAUGAACAGCAAGAAUCUGAAAAUCAGAAAGCAAUUAACAAGGCAUUAAAUGAAUUCAGAUCAAAUAACCAGAAGCCGGAAACGAGAAGAGAAUGGGACUUAAAUGAUCCUAAUUACCUCAAAAAGUCGACACCUGCUAGAAUUUCAAAUGACGACAUUCGAUGUGGUCCUGCUAGCAUUCAAAAAUUUGAGGGAGAAGAUCUCGAGUCUAAUAUUAGAAAAUUGUACCAACAAGAACAAAAUCGUGAAUGGUUAAAUCAGCAAAUGAACGCUAUUCAAGAAGAGAAGAAUAGACAAGAAGAAGCAGAUCGAAUAUAUAAUCAAAGAAUCAAAGAACUUGAUGACAGAUUAUGCGAACUUACACAAGCAGAAGAACAAUGUCGUCGUUCAGUAAACGAAGCUCUAACAAAGUACAAUCAAGAAUUGUCUAAACAAAAAAACCAUGAAAAUUUGAGAGAAAAUGAGAAAUUAAACAACAAUAGAAUAACGCAUAUGCUCAAUGUAAUAAACAGCGACAUGCUUACCGAAAAUCCUCAAGUCGCUCAGUCAGCAUUUGGUCCCAACAGAGUAAUAACAGAUCGAUGGAAAGGAAUGUCUGAGAAACAAAUUAAAGAUAUUGAAGACAUAAGAAAGCAACAAGUGGAAAAUAACAAUAGAUUAAAAAAAGAAGAAAAGUUAGCAAAUGAAAUGUGGAAUGAGCAACUAAAUGCACGAGACAGAGCAGCAUUGUUAAUUGAACGAGAAGAGCAAAGAAAGAAAAUUGAACUUAACAAGAAAAACUGCAGAGAAAAUCAACAACUGGCAUUAGAACAGAGAGGAUAUAGAGAUUAUUUGGAUCGCCGAAUUUACACUAAUGAACCGCAAUUCUUUUCUCAGUUUAACACGACCUCUCGCUAAUUUAAUCUUUUAAA